CCAUCUGUCGACCGUCGUCUUCAGUGAUCAGUACACCAGUGAGCGCCUGCAAGCGGUACACGUGAAACCGGCCAGACUCCACUUUGCACAUUUCUUGUCAUUUUUAUAGACAAAUUAUAUAUCUGUCAAAAUGCGCGAAAUUGUUCACCUCCAAGCCGGACAGUGCGGUAACCAGAUCGGUGCAAAGUUCUGGGAGGUAAUUUCAGACGAGCACGGAAUUGACCCUACCGGCACCUACCACGGCGACUCCGAUCUCCAGCUCGAGCGCAUCAACGUUUAUUACAAUGAGGCUACCGGUGGCAAGUACGUUCCACGAGCCGUGCUCGUCGACCUCGAGCCAGGCACCAUGGACUCUGUCAGGUCGGGGCCAUUCGGACAGAUCUUCAGACCAGAUAACUUCGUCUUCGGCCAGAGUGGAGCAGGGAACAACUGGGCCAAGGGACACUAUACAGAGGGCGCUGAACUGGUAGAUUCUGUACUCGAUGUUGUCCGCAAGGAAGCAGAAAGCUGUGAUUGCCUACAGGGCUUUCAACUGACACACUCCCUUGGUGGUGGUACUGGUUCCGGUAUGGGAACCCUUCUCAUCAGCAAGAUCCGUGAAGAGUACCCAGACCGCAUCAUGAACACAUUCAGCGUUGUGCCAUCACCUAAGGUAUCAGAUACCGUUGUAGAGCCAUACAACGCCACACUCUCAGUCCAUCAGUUGGUUGAGAACACAGAUGAGACCUAUUGCAUUGACAAUGAAGCUCUCUAUGAUAUCUGUUUCCGCACCUUGAAGCUCACUACACCAACCUACGGUGACCUGAACCAUCUGGUAUCUGCUACUAUGAGUGGUGUUACCACAUGUCUGCGUUUCCCCGGACAGCUCAAUGCCGAUCUCCGAAAACUUGCCGUCAACAUGGUUCCAUUCCCCCGUCUCCAUUUCUUCAUGCCUGGCUUUGCCCCUCUCACUAGCCGCGGCAGUCAGCAAUACCGGGCCUUGACUGUUCCAGAGCUUACCCAGCAGAUGUUUGAUGCCAAGAACAUGAUGGCUGCCUGUGAUCCUCGUCACGGACGUUACCUCACCGUCGCAGCGGUGUUCCGUGGUCGCAUGUCCAUGAAGGAGGUCGAUGAACAGAUGCUCAAUGUCCAGAACAAGAACAGCAGUUACUUCGUAGAAUGGAUCCCCAACAACGUCAAGACCGCCGUCUGUGACAUCCCACCGCGUGGACUCAAGAUGGCUGCCACCUUCAUCGGCAACAGCACCGCCAUCCAGGAGCUCUUCAAGCGUAUCUCUGAGCAGUUCACUGCUAUGUUCAGACGAAAGGCCUUCCUUCAUUGGUACACCGGAGAGGGUAUGGACGAGAUGGAGUUUACUGAGGCUGAGAGCAACAUGAAUGACUUGGUGUCUGAGUACCAACAGUACCAGGAUGCCACCGCUGAGGAAGAGGGAGAGUUUGACGAGGAGGAAGAGGAAGCUGAUGAGGCCUAAACAUCUCAAUCAUUCCAACAAGCAUGCAAGCAACAUUCUAUACUCAUCGAAUCAAUUAAAAAUCAAAGAAUAAAAUCUCUUACUAUUCAGUCUAAAAUCUCGAAUAAUGUAUGAUGAACAUAUUCAUCCACGUAGGUUUAUGAAGCACACUCGGUUCCAUUACCAAAUACAGAGAUUGUAGCGACUCCUAAUUUGUGUCCAAAAAGAACACAAUAAUUCAGUAUCAACUGAUGCUGAAAUAAAGACGAAUAAAACUUUAACAAAAACGUAACACGAACCAAUAGCUGCUGUUCAAGUUUGUUCAUUCAAAUGUAAUUUAAAACAUUUUUUGGACCGGACAAACCAAUAAUUUAUUUGCCAAAAGAACAACUCGACUUGUAAAGUUACUCUAACAUAAUUCAGACUCAAAUAAUGUACAUGUAUUUAUAUAAUUUUCUAUAUUUUUGUUAAGUAUCUUACAAUUUGCUCUACUCUCAUCUAUGAUUCUGAUUUCCGAUGUGCAUAAGUCAUGUCAGUACUGAUUCUUUUAUUUUCUCACAAGAAGAAAUAAUACGAAUUCACACA
This is a messenger RNA of Lytechinus variegatus (green sea urchin), 2035 nucleotides long. Its product is annotated as tubulin beta chain-like. Bases 131 to 1471 code for a protein of 446 amino acids. Gene Ontology annotation, biological process: mitotic cell cycle; microtubule cytoskeleton organization. The transcript is spliced from 3 exons. The record is from RefSeq and is a predicted model, not a curated record. Gene Ontology annotation, molecular function: GTP binding; GTPase activity; structural constituent of cytoskeleton. Lineage: Eukaryota; Metazoa; Echinodermata; Echinoidea; Temnopleuroida; Toxopneustidae. Gene Ontology annotation, cellular component: cytoplasm; microtubule.